AAAAACAAAUGAAGAAGUUACGCACGAGUCUAUGAUUCAUUCCCAAACUCAUCACAUCACAUCAAAACUCAUUUCAUUUCAUUUCUCAAUCUCAACUAGUUACGCUGCUGCGUUACACAUUCAUCUUCUUCUUCAGAUCAGUUCUCUUUUUCUUUACACUUUCAUCUUCUUCUUAAGACCAGUUCAAACGCAGAAACCGGGAAUGAAGUAUAUAAUUCAAAUGCUUUCAUUUCAAGGACUUUGAUCCCUGGUCCAUAGGAUCUGAGUUUGAUGUUUACAUAACAUAAGAGGAUAAGUUUCAUUUCAACAAAGUUGGUCAAAAUCUCAAAUUUUUCCCAUGUCAAUUUCCGACAAACAAGCUUCAGUUGAUCCUUUGUUAAAGGAUUUGAAUGAUAAAAAACAAAGCUUUCGCCGAAACGUUGUGUCUUUAGCUUCUGAGUUGAAGGAGCUUCGGAGUCGUUUGGCUUCACAAGAACAAUCAUAUGUUAAAGAAACUCUAACUAGACAGGAAGCAGAGACAAAUGCCAAGGUUAUGGAAUUGGAAAUUGGUAAAUUGCAGAAGAAAUUGGAAGAAAAAAAUGAGCAGCUUCAGGUUUCAACCUCUUCUGCUGAGAAGCACAUAAAGGAGUUGGAUGAUCUUAGAACACAGCUCGUAAUAACUAGAGCAACAGCAGAUUCAAGUGCCGCAUCAACUCAAUCAUCGCAGCUCCAAUGUUUCGAACUUCAAAAAGAAUUGGAUGAGAAAAAUAGUUCUCUAAGAGAGCACGAGGAACGCGUAAUUAGACUAGGCGAGCAGCUUGAUAAUUUACAGAAGGAUCUUAAGUCAAGGGAAUCUUCGCAAAAGCAAUUGAGAGAUGAAGUUUUCAGAAUUGAGCGCGAUAUUAUGGAGGCUCUUGCAAAAUCCGGGGAGAACAAGGAUUGUGAACUGCGAAAAAUAUUGGAUGAGGUUUCUCCUAAGAAUAUAGAGAAGAUGAAUAAGCUACUGGUUGUUAAGGAUGAUGAAAUAGUUAGACUUAAGGAUGAAAUUAAGAUCAUGUCUGCUCAUUGGAAGCUCAAGACUAAGGAGUUAGAAUCACAGCUGGAGAAACAACGGCGUGCUGAUCAGGAUCUGAAGAAGAGAGUGUUGAAGUUGGAAUUCUGUCUGCAGGAAGCUCGUUCUCAGACACGCAAACUCCAAAGGAUGGGAGAGCGACGGGACAAAGCUAUUAAAGAACUUAAAGAUCAAUUAGCAGGAAAGCAACAAACAGUUUCGGAUGCCGAAAAGCAAAAUCAGAAUUUCUGGGACACCUCUGGAUUCAAAAUUGUGAUGUCUAUGUCCAUGCUAGUCUUGGUGGUAUUUUCAAAGCGGUGAAACCAUUCCUUUGUCCACGAGGAUUCAUGUAUAUAGAGGAACCUAAUACCUUCUCAAGUUUGUUGUAGGAGUAAAGAGAAGUUUUAGAAGGCGUUUCGUGCUGUAGAAACGCAGUUUUAGAGAUAAUCUAGCUUUAGCUUAUGCAGUAUGUAGCAGCAUCAGGAUCACAACACAAUUUUGAUGUGUUCUAUGUGAAACUAUUCUGUGUAGGUGCGCUUAUAUAUUUUAGGAUGUUUACAGUUUAUCGCAUCAUUAAGCUGGUCAAAUUUUUAAUGUGACCAUAAAGUUACUACCGGCACUUACCAUACAUAUGCUGGCUUUAGUCGCUGGUGAACCUUGUUCACACUCAUAUCUAAAGAAAAAUCAUAAAAUUUCAGCUGCUUA
Molecule: messenger RNA, 1735 nt
Organism: Medicago truncatula (barrel medic)
Lineage: Eukaryota; Viridiplantae; Streptophyta; Magnoliopsida; Fabales; Fabaceae
Product: nuclear envelope-associated protein 2
Exons: 6
Coding region: 338-1351 (337 amino acids)
Source: RefSeq, a predicted model, not a curated record